Molecule: messenger RNA, 1811 nt
Organism: Euleptes europaea (tarantolino)
Lineage: Eukaryota; Metazoa; Chordata; Lepidosauria; Squamata; Sphaerodactylidae
Gene: SLC37A1
Product: solute carrier family 37 member 1
Exons: 20
Coding region: 33-1811 (592 amino acids)
Biological process (GO): phosphate ion transmembrane transport; glucose-6-phosphate transport
Cellular component (GO): endoplasmic reticulum membrane
Molecular function (GO): glucose 6-phosphate:phosphate antiporter activity
Source: RefSeq, a predicted model, not a curated record
AGGACUAAAAUCUGAAAGUGGCACUUAAGUAAAUGGCUCAGCUUCCACCUGGAAUUUAUUUGAUCACAUCAUUUACACGAGAUCAGUGGUAUAGGGCUUUCAUAUUUGUCCUGACUUUUAUGUUGUACGCUAGUUUCCACUUAUCAAGGAAACCAAUCAGUAUAGUUAAGGGAGAACUGCAUAAGCAUUGUGCCAUUCCACAAGAUACUGAGCUUAUCAACUACAACAAAUAUGUAUCCCACAAUCAGCCUAUGGAAAGGCCAUGUAAUAAGUCUGGCAGUGGUUGGGAGCCAUUCGAUAAGAGCAACUACAAAGAGUUACUGGGAGCACUGGAUUAUUCAUUCCUCUGUGCUUAUGCAGUUGGAAUGUAUCUGAGUGGUAUAAUAGGGGAGCGCUUGCCUAUACGAUAUUAUCUCACAGGAGGGAUGUUUGCCAGUGGACUCUUCACUGCAAUGUUUGGACUUGGCUACUUCUGUAAUAUACACAACUUGUGGUUCUACAUUGCAGCUCAGAUAGCGAAUGGGUUGGUGCAAACUACCGGCUGGCCUAGUGUGGUUACCUGCAUUGGUAAUUGGUUCGGUAAAGGAAGGAGAGGCUUUAUAAUGGGAUUAUGGAACUCACACACUUCAGUGGGGAAUAUUUUGGGAUCCUUAAUAGCUGGCUCCUGGGUAUCUACCUGCUGGGGUCUGUCUUUUGUAGUGCCUGGCGUUAUUAUAUCUGUAAUGGGAAUAGUAUGCUACCUGUUUCUUAUUGAACAUCCAGAGGAUAUAAACAGUGCAAGUACAUCAACCAAUAAUUCAAAAAGUUACAUGAAUGGAUCAAAUAGAUUCAAUAUUCAGACACCAAAAUUAAGCACUAAGGAAACAAGCAGAUCUCAGUGGCAUCUUAAGCAGGAUCCAGAGAUGCAGUGUCUACUGUCAGACAAUGCGAACUGUGUAAAGCCGCUCAAUCAUAACAGUGGAGUCUGUGAAGGUUAUGAAAAUGGACACUCAGCUAUAAGCUUUACUGGAGCUUUACGAAUACCUGGGGUUGUAGAAUUCUCCCUGUGUCUGCUAUUUGCAAAAUUGGUCAGCUACACUUUUCUUUUCUGGCUUCCUCUGUAUAUCACAAAUGUAGAUAACCUUAAUGCUAAAGAAGCAGGUGAUCUCUCCACACUAUUUGAUGUCGGGGGAAUCUUUGGUGGAAUUUUGGCAGGCAUCAUAUCAGACCGACUAAAGAAAAGGGCAUCAACUUGUGGCAUAAUGCUGUUGAUUGCAGCACCCACACUAUAUGUAUUUUCUGCUGUCAGUAAAAAGGGCCUUGAAGCUACCAUAGUCAUGCUGCUCAUUUGUGGAGCUCUUGUCAACGGUCCUUAUGCACUGAUCACAACCGCUGUCUCCGCUGAUUUGGGUACCCAUAAGAGUCUAAAGGGAAAUGCAAGAGCACUUUCUACGGUUACAGCCAUCAUCGAUGGAACAGGUUCUGUAGGAGCUGCGCUAGGACCUCUGUUGGCUGGUCUCCUCUCUCACACUGGUUGGAACAAUGUGUUUUACAUGCUGAUGGUAGCAGAUGCCUGUGCCUUACUUUUCUUACUCCGUCUUAUAAGAAAAGAACUUCGCUGUGGGAUGGAUCAGACUCUGAGGCCACCUAAAGGCGGCUCCUCCCCUGGCCCGGUGACGCUCUGGGAAAACCCUCGGGAGGACAGUGCACGGAAGUCCAGACACUGGCACGUGACUGUGCCGGCAUCCCUGAAUGGCGCUGCCGUGGCAGCACUGGGAGGAUGGCGUCUGGGGUCCCCCGCCAGUAUCCAUACCACCCUGGCUGAUGUUUAA